Molecule: messenger RNA, 2369 nt
Organism: Suillus discolor
Lineage: Eukaryota; Fungi; Basidiomycota; Agaricomycetes; Boletales; Suillaceae
Exons: 2
Coding region: 167-2005 (612 amino acids)
Source: RefSeq, a predicted model, not a curated record
UGUCCGACUUACCUUAAAUUCCUUACGCGAGAAAUCACGCAAACCCUUUUUCCUACAAGUCUACUACUACUUACUCUAGUAGUUCCUGACGGACUUUCGGGGUCCAUCUGUUUCUUGCAUCGCCUCAAUAUUCAACACUCAAGCUGGUACACGCCUGAUACAGGAAAUGGAUUCAGAGGGAGCCGGUGGCAUCUUUCAAUACGUGUCGCAUUCACCACCACAACGCGCGCGAAUGCACAGACUUUUCCUUAUCCAAGAACUUCUUUGUAUCAUAUGUGAACAUGUGCAGAACGACCACACUGGCAGUAUUGCCGCAGGAAGAACUCUUGCUUCUCUUGCUAGAACCUCCAAGGUCUUCCAUCAUGUGGCUACCAGAGCUCUAUGGUCGCGACUGGAUGGACUCACACCAUUACUACGACCCUUGGCCUCUGACCUGAUUUUCACCGCAGAAACCGCGACAUGGCCACAACCCGUGUCAAAGCUUAGGAGGCCACUCAAAAUGGCAGAAUGGGAGGUGCUUCGCGGCCUUGCACGCCGUGUCGAGCACCUAUGUGUCCAUGACCCUGCUCGGCCAGUGGAUGUCUCAGUCGUUCUCUCUCUCUGCCACCCCCCAACCAACUCGCCUUUGUUUCCAAAUUUGAAAUCAAUCUCCUGGAAUGACGAAAGAGCUGAGACUUUCUCGUUCAUUCGCACGCUUUCAGGGCCCACAGUUACUUCCUUGGUGAUAACCAUCACAAAUAAUAGUCGUAAAUGGCAUAUACCAGAGCUCAGCAUAUUGGCUUCGCUGCCCUACGUUUGUCCCAACAUCACAGAAGUGACCCUGCCCACCGACACUUUUCCCUCUCUAUCGGACGCCCUUUGCGCAUGGAACAAUCUCAAAGAGAUCAAAUGUGGAGCAAUUGAGGGUAAUGCACUUUUACAUCUCGCCAAACAACCAGCUCUUCGCAAGCUUUCAUUCAAUAUAAUAAACAACGCAGGACUCGGACUGGACUCGUCUUUGCCUUCAGGGGCAUUUUCAUGUGUCCGCGACUUCGAGAUCCACGCAGCGAAUAUGUCUUUCUUAGACCCAUUCUUUAACAGGCUUGGAGGAUCGCCCGCUUCUAUGCACGUGCUAGUGGACACCAAUCCGCCACCUACUAGUAUCACCUCACUUUUUACUGCUCUGAGGCGUUUCUCGAGUACUCAUUUGCAAGAUCUGAGCCUGCGAUUGAAGACCCCGCCAAGUCCUCGGGUCUUACCAUCACAUCCACUACAUCUAUUCGGCUAUCCACAACUCCAAGCUAAUGUAGGACCUUAUAUGGCGCCACCCAAUCACAAUCUGAUGGGCUAUCCGAUCAGUGUGGGCUACCAGCCUCCGCUUGCCCCGAAUGGAUUUCAUGUUCUGCCUUUGGGUGGCGUUUCGACUUCCGGAGUUACAUGUCACACUUUCACUUUGGGUGACUUCAUACCCCUUACCUGCUUUGAAAGCCUGGGCAGGAUAGACAUCGAUAUCAAUCACAGUAUCCACCUGGAUGAUGACGACCUCCGGGCACUGGUCUCUGCAUGGCCCCACCUUCAUUCCUUCUCCCUCAACGACACAGCUGGAUGGCGCGCCAAAUCUGGCAUCACUCAGAUAGGCCUCAUCGCGAUGCUUGACUGUUGUCAUGAACUUCAAAAGCUUUGUAUUGCUUUGAACACGGAUGCGUUCAUUGAGGUGCCAUCAGACCGUGAAGGGAUAGAAAACACAGCCAUGCGAACCAUAGGUCUCGCUGACUCCCUGAUCGAGGCGCGCGCCACUGUAGCAGUCGCAGCGUUUCUCUCCGACAUCUUCCCAAACCUCACCACCAUCGUCGCAUGGGAUUCGGUAGUGAUGAGUCGGCGCCUUAAUGCAGGGAUGUAUGCUGAGCGGUGGAAGCAUGUCUCUGAGCAGGUGCACGGGAUGAACAAGGUUCGGGUGCAGGAAAGGAAAUGGUGGUUGACUGAUGAUGAAGGCGAAAGUGAGGCGUGUGAUAUAUCUCAGGUUUGACGCAUGGUAUUCCAAAACGCAUCGACUUGUGUCAGAGGAUAUGGUUCUUAUGAGACUAAUGGGUUUGAGCAGCUGCUGAGGCCAAAGCUCUCCAUUGGCCUAGAACAUCUGAUGGUUUCCGUUAAACGGCUUGAUUCUUACCACGGCACAUACUUGCAAUCACAAUACAAAUGCUUAGGCCUAGGUAUCACACGUGAAGAAGUACAAACAGGCUCGACACAAUAUUCUAGUAGGAAAUCAAAGUCUGGGCGUGGAUAGAUACCCUGGUAGUAAGGAUAUAGGAAUCGUGGUUAUCAUCCUGGAUAGGAGUGGUGAAAAUGCCAGUGUCGAUAGAUUUGUGCAGGUUAAGCGUCAGGCGAGAUAC